Molecule: messenger RNA, 1725 nt
Organism: Clonostachys byssicola
Lineage: Eukaryota; Fungi; Ascomycota; Sordariomycetes; Hypocreales; Bionectriaceae
Source: the annotation of a GenBank genome assembly
CUCGUGAUCGAGGCGGGGGUGUUUGGGCAGACCGAUGAAGACCGCGAGUUUGGCCUGAUAGGCACAAAGCAGCGGAUGUCCGGGCAAAGCGUUGCCGUAUUGGGCGAUCAUCUGUACAUUGAAGGCGGGCAAGUGUCAACUUGGGUCGAUGGAAAACAACAAUUUCUGCAGGACGACGCACUGGAACUAAACAAAACACUAUCGAUGCCGAUAAACACGAAAUGGACAACGAAAGAUGUCAAACUCACUGAGAUUCCAUACCCUGAUGGAAUGCGUUCCGUUAUGUUAGCAGGACUAUGGGCGAACGAGAGAACAAAGUCAGUGUACAGAUGGGGAGGCGAGCUACAUCGAAAAGAGAAGUUUGAAAUGGGCCACGAGACGAAGCUGCAUGUCCUCGAGACGGACGGAAAGGGAGGCGGACACUGGACAUCUAAAUCGCUGCCGCAGUCCGUAUCAUCAGGGGAGAUCAAAUUCAGCAGUUUUGGAGCAUCGACAUUCUGCGAUGGCCGGGGAUUCUACAUUGGCGGUUUCUCGUCCAACUCGACAGGGGAUUAUAGGCAAGAUGAAAUGACAACUCCGGGCGUGGUAACGUAUAACAUGGACACUGGUGACUUAUCCAAUACGACGUCUCCCACCGCAGUGACAUUGCAUGACGAAAAUAUCUGGGCAGGCAAAGCUGUUUGCGUGACAGCAUUCAAGCGACCUCUUGUCAUAGUCCUCGGCGGAUUCGACGGGACACACCGAAGCAAUGCGCGAGAUUUGGGAGAACCCAUAGUGUACGAUGCAAGUCCUGCUUCACCAAAGUGGCAUUCCCAGCAGAGAGCCACAGGAGCAGGAGACAGUAUUCCCGGGAAGCGCUUUUCUUUUUGUGCAGUUGGUGCCCAGGGCAAAAAUGGCACCUAUGAAAUUUUUAUAUAUGGCGGUACCAUAAAGGGUGAUAAACGUAACACCGUUUACGAAGACGUCUGGAUCUUAUCUCUCCCUGCAUUCAGAUACUUCAAAGCCGAUGUUACUUCAACCACCUUUCCGCGGGUUCAUCUUGCCUGCGCAGCUGUUGGCAGAUACAUGAUUACCAUUGGGGGGACCUCUAAGGACAACCCUGACAAAUGGGAGGAAAAUGAUCCGUUUUUCAAAGCCAUAGGGGUUUUCGACAUGGUCGAGAUGAAAUGGACAGAGGACUUUGAUCCUAGCAAAGGAGAUUAUGACAGCCCGAAUGAUGUCAAAAAGUGGUACCAGAAAAAUAACGUUGACGCAUAUGGGUUUUAUGACGAUAGUAUCAGAGACCUUUUUAUCGAUGCUCCAAGUAAUAGCAAUGACAGCAAUCACAACAGCAAACACGAUAGCGCUCCUCUUGGUCCUAUAGUUGGCGGAGUCAUUGGGGGAGUUACCUCGAUACUUUUAGCUAUUGGUGGCUUCUGGUUCUUCCGCCGCCGUCGAGCCCAAGAUGAAGAACGACAAGGUAUUGACCUAGCAACGCUCCAAGGUCAGCCUGCAGAAAUGAAUGCCCCCCACGGAGGCUCAGAUGACAACCUCAAGGUUCCUUCGCCUCAGAAACGUACGAGCCAACUGGUUGAGGCGGGCUGGAUAGAUACUGAGCUUGAUUCUACUGCUGUGUUGGAAAUCGAGUCUACUGGGCUGGCAGAGAUGGAGGGUUGUACAGAUCAAAACCUCGGCGAUAACGAGGACUCAGACGGCCCGCUAAAUCAUAGAGCGGAGCUGGCAUAA